This is a messenger RNA of Scatophagus argus, 4502 nucleotides long. It is a transcript of the gene ap1b1, whose product is annotated as adaptor related protein complex 1 subunit beta 1. Gene Ontology annotation, cellular component: membrane coat; clathrin adaptor complex. Gene Ontology annotation, molecular function: clathrin binding. NCBI's taxonomy places the organism in Eukaryota, Metazoa, Chordata, Actinopteri, Scatophagidae. The record is from RefSeq and is a predicted model, not a curated record. Gene Ontology annotation, biological process: intracellular protein transport; vesicle-mediated transport. The transcript is spliced from 22 exons. Bases 189 to 3086 code for a protein of 965 amino acids.
ACCAGGCCGAUAGAUUAAGAGCUUAUCUAUCCCGGCAAAGGCUUCCUUAAUCCCGUACUUAGAAGGUCAUGUCUCAGCUGUGCAAGCUAGAAAAGUGGCCAGGCGCUAGCUGACACUGACAGGCACACUACACCCAACAGCUAGCUUUUAGCACCAAUUUCAUUCAGUUAGCUGUAACUAUUGCAAAUAUGCAGGAAUGGGCGAAUCAGUUAUGCGAGAAUCGACAAUUUGGAUCCAAGAUGACGGACUCCAAGUACUUCACCACUACCAAGAAAGGGGAGAUCUUCGAGCUCAAGGCAGAGCUAAACAGUGAUAAGAAAGAGAAGAAGAAGGAGGCUGUGAAGAAAGUGAUUGCAUCUAUGACAGUUGGCAAGGAUGUCAGCGCUCUGUUCCCAGAUGUUGUGAACUGCAUGCAGACAGACAACUUGGAACUGAAAAAGCUGGUCUACCUCUACCUGAUGAACUAUGCUAAGAGUCAGCCAGACAUGGCUAUCAUGGCUGUUAACACCUUUGUAAAGGACUGUGAAGACCCCAACCCUCUAAUCCGGGCCCUUGCUGUUCGUACAAUGGGCUGCAUCCGUGUGGACAAGAUCACGGAGUACCUCUGUGAGCCUCUGAGGAAAUGUCUGAAGGACGAAGACCCAUAUGUCAGAAAGACAGCUGCUGUGUGUGUAGCAAAGCUCCAUGAUAUCAACGCCCAGUUGGUGGAGGACCAAGGGUUCCUGGACACUCUUAAAGACCUCAUCUCUGACUCCAACCCCAUGGUUGUAGCAAAUGCAGUGGCUGCACUGUCUGAGAUAGCAGAGUCUCACCCCAACAGUAAUCUGCUGGACCUGAACCCUCAGACCAUCAACAAGUUACUGACAGCUUUAAAUGAGUGUACGGAGUGGGGACAGAUAUUCAUUCUCGACUGCCUGGCCAAUUACACACCUCGCGAUGACCGCGAGUCCCAAAGCAUCUGUGAGCGUGUGACCCCACGACUUUCACAUGCCAACUCUGCAGUGGUGUUGUCAGCAGUUAAAGUUUUAAUGAAGUUCAUGGAGAUGCUGCCCAAAGACUUGGACUACUAUGGCACUCUGCUGAAAAAGCUCGCCCCUCCACUGGUUACCCUCCUCUCUGCUGAGCCCGAAUUGCAAUAUGUAGCCCUCAGAAACAUCAACCUCAUCGUACAGAGACGCCCAGAGAUCCUGAAACACGAGAUGAAGGUUUUCUUUGUUAAGUACAAUGACCCAAUCUAUGUCAAACUGGAGAAGCUGGACAUCAUGAUACGCCUAGCAUCUCAAGCUAACAUCGCCCAGGUCCUGGCUGAGCUGAAGGAGUACGCCACUGAGGUGGAUGUGGACUUUGUUCGUAAAGCGGUCAGAGCCAUUGGCCGCUGUGCCAUCAAAGUAGAGCAAUCAGCAGAGCGCUGUGUCAGCACACUGCUAGACCUCAUCCAAACCAAGGUCAACUAUGUGGUGCAGGAGGCCAUUGUGGUCAUCAAGGACAUCUUCCGCAAGUACCCCAACAAGUAUGAGAGUGUGAUCGCCACUCUGUGUGAAAAUCUGGACUCCCUAGAUGAGCCAGAGGCACGCGCUGCCAUGAUCUGGAUUGUGGGAGAGUAUGCUGAGCGCAUCGAUAAUGCUGAUGAGCUGCUGGAAAGCUUUUUGGAGGGUUUCCACGAUGAAAGCACUCAGGUGCAACUGCAGCUACUGACAGCAAUUGUCAAGCUGUUCCUGAAAAAGCCGACAGAAACCCAGGAGCUAGUGCAGCAGGUGCUCAGCCUAGCCACACAGGACUCAGAUAACCCAGACCUCAGGGACCGCGGUUACAUCUACUGGCGUCUGCUCUCUACAGACCCUGUGGCUGCUAAGGAGGUGGUUCUGGCUGAGAAGCCCUUGAUCUCUGAGGAGACUGAUCUGAUUGAGCCCACAUUGCUGGAGGAGCUCAUCUGUCAUAUUGGCACUCUGGCCUCUGUCUACCACAAGCCUCCCAGUGCCUUCGUUGAGGGCAGCCGUGGUGUUCAGCACAAGAGACUCCCUGGCAGCAGUGGAUCUGGGGAGAGUGUUGACAGCCCAGAAACAGGUUCUGCUGCUGGAGUGUCAGAGGCUCCCCCUGCUGUCAUCCCAUCUCAGGGAGACCUCUUGGGAGAUUUGCUUAAUCUGGACCUGACACCGCCUACUGCCACCGCACCAGCCCCCUCAUCUGGGAUGCAGAUGGGUGCAAUGGACCUUCUUGGAGGAGGACUUGACAGCCUGCUUGGUGGAGACCUUGGUGGAGCAAGCCCUGCUAUGGGGGCUGGUUUUGGUGCACCGCCAGCUGCUAUGCCGGCGUCUUUCAAUGCCCCUGUGAGUGGCGGUCUGGAUGACCUGUUUGAUCUUGGAGGUGGAGUUGGUAUGCCCAUGGGAGCUUACAGCCCUCCUAAAACAGUUUGGCUUCCAGCCAUGAAGGCAAAGGGUUUGGAGAUAUCUGGGACGUUUGCUCGCCGUGCUGGAGUCAUCCAAAUGGAGAUGACCCUCACUAAUAAAGCUAUGAGUGUCAUGACUGAUUUUGCCAUCCAGUUCAACAGAAACAGCUUUGGUCUCGCUCCGGCUGGUCCACUCCAGGUUCUUACUCCUCUUAGCCCAAAUCAGAGUGUUGAAGUGACCCUUCCCCUCAGUACUGUGGGACCUGUCAUGAAGAUGGAACCUCUCACUAACCUGCAGGUGGCUGUCAAGAACAACAUUGACGUAUUCUACUUCAGCUGCCAGUACCCCAUCAGCAUGCUGUUCGUUGAGGAUGGGAAGAUGGAGCGACAAGUGUUCCUGGCCACAUGGAAAGACAUUCCUAAUGACAACGAGUCCCAGUUUCAGAUCAAAGACUGCCAUCUCAGCUCAGAUGCCGCCUCCAAUAAACUGCAGGGUAGCAAUGUUUUCACCAUAGCCAAGCGUACAGUGGAGGGUCAGGACAUGCUCUAUCAGUCGAUGAAACUCACUAAUGGCAUCUGGGUGCUUGCUGAGCUGAGGGUACAGACAGGAAGCCCAAACUACACGGUCUCUCUGAAGUGCAGAGCUCCAGAGGUUUCCCAGUGUGUGUUCCAGAGCUACGAGGUGAUGCUGAAGAACUGAGAGACGCCCCUGUGACGACCAAGCUGCUGCCCUCACAGACUCUCCCUCACCUGACCCUUGAAACCGUAUCACAACUUCACGCGGUGCAGGAGUCAUUUCCUGCUGUGCCGGGCCUGGAGUCUGCACUCUGUAUGUCAUUCAGAUGUUUAAUUAGGAAGGUUAAUGAUGAUUUCUGUCCUUUUUUUUUUUUUUUUACCCCCAUCACUGUUUUUUCCCCCCUAAAACGGCAGGCAUUUCUGGUUCACUGUCUCUCACUGUCCUGUCCUCUUUUUGUUCACACACAACUUGCAGCUUCAGGACAUUAUCUCUUGAACGCUGUCACCCUGAACUGGCCUCUCCUCCCUGUGAGGGCCAUCCUGUGAUGACCUUUAUUCUUUUGGAGACAGACGGCUGUAUGACUGGUAUUCCCUUGACUGUUUCCUCUGCAUGAGCCUCUUUAAUCAUUAUCUAACCCCAAUUCUCUGCAAAUUGGAGUCUAUUUUCAGUGCUGCAGCCAGCAGGUGCAUCAUCACCGUCGGCGUAUUUAUUUAGGGUACAUUCAAUUAAAACGCGGCAGAAAAAGGCUUUAACUCUCCCUCCGCCUGUGUGAAGUGGAAGGUGGUUGUUUGGGCCUCAAAUGAGACACAUAAAUACUUACAAACUACAUUAUUGUUGUCUUUUGUCUUUUUGUAGUUUUCUUUAGUGUCUGUGGUCAGCAAUGGGAUCACAACCUCUGCUGUCCCUGAAAAUCUGAAUGUCUGAAGUGUGUGCCUGUUGGUGUGUCUUUCUUAUAAUUUGUAUAUUUUAUAGACUAGCAGCAGUUUUAAACUGCUUGCUCUCUUACUUAGUCAUUCCAUAGUUUAAUUUGUGUUUGUAGUCUUGUUGGCGCACAUGUGGCAAACUGCGAGAGAGCCUCAGGCGUUAGCGACAGCCACUUGGACCGUCUCUGUCCCUUUGCCCCAUGUGUGUCCUCAUAGCAGCUUUAGCAGUAACAUGGCUACCUGAGAUGAAGGCUCAGGUGAGAUAGCUCUAAACGUAGGAUGUUAUGGUUUGUAAGACUUCUGAGUAAUAAGUGUACGUGCAGGUAGCAGCACACUGUCUUUGCUGAAAGGAGGCUAGUUCAACAUCCAGUAUCCCUGUUUUACCUGCAGACUCUGGAUUAAUUGGAUUCUUUUUUUCCCCGAGUCAUUACGCUGAAGCCCUCUUUAUCGGCUCUACGGGAUGUUUGCUAAGGCCUAAAGAUUACAACGGAGGAGGCUGUAUAUUCUGAGUGUGUCUUUGUGUGUGGUGACAGCUGAUUCAUAUGCAAUGCUGUAAGAAAAAAAGAAAAAAAAAGAAAAGAAAUCAAGUGUUUAAUCAGAUGCUUUUGAUUGACAUGAUUUUGUUCAUUGUGUGUACAUCAUUUGAAACAGAACUAUUAAAAUCUUGAUAAAUUCA